AUGCACACGAAUCGUUCAACAACCAGGAUAAGAUAUUACAGCGACGGAGACAGUGACCGUGAGGUACAUUUGAAUACGGAUGACAGUGAAUCUAAUUAUUAUAGAACCUUUGUUGGAAUCAUUGAGAUGAAAAUUUCCAUCAUUACAGCCGUUUUUGCUAUGGCAACGACGAGUUUCGCCAGUCAGGGCGAAGUUACUUAUCACGAGACACACAAGCCGGUAGAGAUUCCAAUAUAUAAGAAAUAUGCUAUCCCCAUACCACAUCCGGUUCCAGUAUCGGUUCCACAACAAAUCAGGGUACCAAUUCCCCAACCAUACCAGGUUCAAGUUCCCGUGCCACAUCCAGUACCUGUCGAAGUAGUGAAACACAUCGAAAUUCCCGUAGAAAAACUAGAACCAUACUACGUUGAAAAAAAAGUGCCAUAUGUUGUUGAAAAACCUUAUGCAGUGACCGUGGAGAAACAUUUUCCAGUACCAAUACCAAAACCAUAUCCAUUACAUGUACCUAUUUAUAAACAUGUAUUUCAUCAUCAAAGUAAAGACUGGGAUUUCUGA
Molecule: messenger RNA, 555 nt
Organism: Ceratosolen solmsi marchali
Lineage: Eukaryota; Metazoa; Arthropoda; Insecta; Hymenoptera; Agaonidae
Product: zinc finger protein 512B-like
Exons: 4
Coding region: 1-555 (184 amino acids)
Source: RefSeq, a predicted model, not a curated record